This is a messenger RNA of Ceraceosorus guamensis, 380 nucleotides long. RefSeq lists its product as hypothetical. Lineage: Eukaryota; Fungi; Basidiomycota; Exobasidiomycetes; Ceraceosorales; Ceraceosoraceae. The record is from RefSeq and is a predicted model, not a curated record. The coding region runs from base 64 to 291 and encodes 75 amino acids. The transcript has a single exon.
AGGAAAGCGUGAGGGUCGUGCCUCGCAAGGAUCAAUGGGCAUCUUGCGCGACAUGUUUGUGAGAUGGUAUUCGAUCGUAAGGGUGCUCGAGCGUACAUCUGCGAUGGGACGCUGGACCAUCUAGCAAAGAACGAGGGAGGGUGGCAAAGCGCUAGAGCAAGCCAUGUCUCUUUUGACAAGAUGCGCGCUCUUGUUUUCUCUUUCCCCAUCUUGCAUAGCGGGGGGGUUACAUUGAGGCAUCAUUUACCAUCGAGAAGAAAGAUCGUCACUUGGGACCGCCUAGACUCGUAGGCUUGUACAGCAGCUCUGCUUUGCUCUGCUCCUCAGCUGGGUACCUCCCCUCUAGAUGCGGCCGCCUUCACAGGUUCUGCGCAUGGUGC